AUGUGUAUAAGAGACAGGAGUGUACCCGUGCUAUGAUGAAGCUUGUGUACUGCCCCCACUGUAGAGGCCUGGCCUCCGUCAAGCCCUGUGCCAACUACUGCAGAAACGUCAUGAAGGGCUGCCUUGCCAACCAGGCCGACCUGGACACCGAGUGGCAGAACCUCAUCGACACCAUGCUGCAGGUGGCGUCUAGUUUCAGUGCUGACCCCAGUGUGGACGUGGUAAUCUACUCCCUCCCCAUCCGCAUCUCAGAGGCCAUCCUCUACAUGCAGGAGAACACAGAGGUCUUCACCAGCAAGGUGUUCCAGGCCUGUGGGACCCCCAGGGUGGCAGACACACAGAGCUCAGGGUCUGAGGAGAGAAAGAAGAGAGUGAACCCUGCCAGCACCGCAAUGGAGUACAAACCCAGCCCCACCGUAGGGGUUCCACUGGAGAUGCAGAUAUCUGAUGUGUCCAGUAAGCUGAGGGAGAUGCAGCAGUACUGGGUCCAGCUGCCAGCUGCUCUGUGCAAUAGUAAAGUGGCAGCAGGAGCAGCUGGUGACAAGUGCUGGAAUGGCAUGACCAAGGCCAG
This is a messenger RNA of Salvelinus sp. IW2-2015, 571 nucleotides long. Its product is annotated as glypican-1-like. NCBI's taxonomy places the organism in Eukaryota, Metazoa, Chordata, Actinopteri, Salmoniformes, Salmonidae. The record is from RefSeq and is a predicted model, not a curated record. Gene Ontology annotation, biological process: regulation of protein localization to membrane; cell migration; negative regulation of fibroblast growth factor receptor signaling pathway. Gene Ontology annotation, molecular function: fibroblast growth factor binding. The transcript is spliced from 4 exons. The annotation marks the transcript as partial. Gene Ontology annotation, cellular component: cell surface; extracellular region; plasma membrane.